Messenger RNA from Salvia hispanica, 1152 nucleotides. RefSeq lists its product as uncharacterized. The record is from RefSeq and is a predicted model, not a curated record. Lineage: Eukaryota; Viridiplantae; Streptophyta; Magnoliopsida; Lamiales; Lamiaceae. Gene Ontology annotation, biological process: protein transport.
UCAAUUAUUCAUGCCCUACUACAAAUUAACGUUUCUUCAACCAAUCCCUUUUCCAAUCGUAUCACAAUGUUUGACGGAUUGUUGAAAAGCAAGUUUUCUUCCAAAUGCAAGUCGGAUAUUAAGCUGACACGGGCACGAAUCGAGAUUAUAACGAAAAAGAGAAAUGCAACACAGAAAUAUCUGAGGAAUGAUGUUGCUGAUCUGCUUCGAAAUGGAUUGGAUACUAUCGCCUUUAACAGAGCUGAAGGGCUUCUUGCUGAUAUGAACAAGUCUCAGUGUUACAAGUUAAUCGAUCAGUACUGUGAACAUCUCUCGGAUAAUCUUCCUGCCAUGAACAAACAGAGUGAAUGCCCCAAAGAGUGCAGAGAAGCUGCAGCAUCGUUGGCGUUUGCAGCAGCAAGAUUUGCUGAUCUGCCAGAGCUGCGUGAGCUGAGGACGAUGUUUUCUGAGAAAUACGGGAAGUCCCUGGACUAUUACGUCAACAAACAGUUCACUGAGAUGUUGAAGGCGGAUCCUCCCUCAAAUGAUAUGAAGCUUCAGUUAUUGCAAGAAAUAGCUGCAGAAUCUGGCUUAAAUGCAUAUGAUAAGAGUGUGGAUAAAGUUAGGACAGCUGCGAAGCCUAAGGAGGCAGCAGCGCCCAAGGAGGAUGAUGAAGACGAGAGUGUGGUUGACAAUGCACUUACAGGUAAUAAGCCGAUGGGGAAAUCAGCAAGGACAAGACUCAUUAAACGUCCACCAGCGCAGGAGGUUGCUGUAGGUGAUGAGAAUGAGAAGGUGGUGAACAUAGAAAACGUGGCACAAGGUCGAAGGACCUUGAGAUUCUUUAAUGGUGGUGGCGGCCAUAGAGACGAAGAAGAGAAGACGAUGGACAGGCUUCUAAGGCACUACAGUAUGAAAAAGGGAUCAAAGAGAACCGACAAAUCAGAACAAGAGGCAAAGCUAAGGAGUCAAGAUGGUCCAACCAGAGCAUCGUCUCUUCCCGUCGAGCCAAUGGGUCCUACGGAGACUGAUCCUACGAAGCAUCCUCGGGCUGCAUCAUGCCAUCCGGACCUAAUGAAUGCCAACGUUCAUGUGCACCCCAAGCUGCCCGACUACGAUGAAUUUGUGGCUCGGCUUGCUGCUUUUAGAGAAAAAUGAGCCUGCAUAAUAAUA